AUGACUUUCCAGUACAUCAAUGUGAUUGAUGAAUCUUUCGACACCACGUUGGACUGGGACCAGCUUGAUGCUAUUGUGGUACAAAAUCGUAUUAGAAUGCUGCGUAACCGGUCCGUGAGACUUCCUUCACAGUUAUGGGUAAGUACAAUGCCUCUUCCGAACUAUAGCCCACCACCACAAGAAAAGUUCCACCUCUUGGGAGAGCUGCUCAAUAGGCCUGUUCCGGUGAAACCUAUGUUGCCCCCGUUUGCGACCAACACCCAGAUGUGCAAUUAUGUGCACAAAAAGUACAUUUAUUCGCAGCACUUGAUGGAACAGCUACAAAGGCAGAACUCGUACCACAAUAAGUACGUAGAGAGUCUAAGACGGACGAAGUUGAAACACCACCACGACACGGAGUUAAGCAGAAGAUUAUCGAGAAGAGUCAUGUAG
Messenger RNA from Yamadazyma tenuis ATCC 10573, 432 nucleotides. The record is from RefSeq and is a predicted model, not a curated record. NCBI's taxonomy places the organism in Eukaryota, Fungi, Ascomycota, Pichiomycetes, Serinales, Debaryomycetaceae.